Ilyonectria robusta is the source of this 2339-nucleotide messenger RNA. RefSeq names its product heterokaryon incompatibility protein-domain-containing protein. NCBI's taxonomy places the organism in Eukaryota, Fungi, Ascomycota, Sordariomycetes, Hypocreales, Nectriaceae. The coding region runs from base 107 to 2221 and encodes 704 amino acids. The transcript has a single exon. The record is from RefSeq and is a predicted model, not a curated record.
CAACUUUCCAAGGUGGCCGCAUCAAUGGCCGCGUGAGAGGUCCCUUAUAUGCGGCCAAGUUCCAUUUUGCUCCAGCACGGCGCCUACUGCACUGCCCUGCUGCCUAAUGAUCGUGUCUGACGUGGCUCCACCCACUGUCCAAGGCUUACAACUCGCCAGAGCAUAUAUUCCGACAUCGACGUCAAUCAGAGGCUCAGCAGCGGCCUCUCACGACACCAUGGUCAUCUACAAACAACUACAACGAGAAAGCUCUGAAAUCAGGCUUGUCCGCUUUAUUGAACCCGCUGAACCAGCCGCGCCCAUUCAACUUGAGCUCUGCUGUACCUCCCUGAAUGACGCCCACUACUCAGCCCUAUCGUACGUCUGGGGGGAUGUCACAACUACAAUUCAGAUCUCCAUCGAUGGCAAUCCUUUCGACAUCGGCACCAACUUAUAUGAUGCCCUAAAGCAACUCCGUGACAACGGGUUCCGGUCCUGGCUUUGGGUUGACUCUAUUUGCAUCCAACAGUCAGACCCGGAAGAGAAGACCUGGCAAGUAGGCCAGAUGCGCGCCAUCUUCAGCGGCGCUGACCACGUAUACGUUUGGCUUGGGCAGGCUUCUGACAAGAGCGAUGAAGUCAUCGACUUUAUAUCCCGCAUUGGUCCCCGGGCGUUGGCAGUCGGUACUCUGGACUGGUACCCAUACCCUGGGGAGAGGAAAAAGGUCACCGAAUAUGUUAGGGCUCGUUUAAGUUCGCAGCAAAUGGAUGCAGUUGACGAUGUGCCUGGGUCGGAUCUGGCUCGAUUCUUCUUCGAUUUAAUCCACGAGCCUGACCUUCAAUGGACGACAUACGACAAACCACGAUCGAGAUUCACAAAGGGGAGCCUGAGCCGUGGGAUUGAGAGUCUCAUGCAGCGUGAUUAUUGGCAUCGCAUCUGGAUCGUUCAAGAAAUAUCCGUUGCAAAAGUUGUGACGAUUAUGUGCGGCGCUAAGAGUGUACCACUCGACAUGUUAGACGCCACCUUCAAAGCAGUGUCGCAUUGCGCGGGGUCGGAGUGGCAGAGGCUCAGCCCAGAGACUGAAACCUUUGGGCGGCUGUUAUCGGGAGUCUUUUUCAAGAAUAUUCCUCUUCCGACGCGCCGUCUAUAUCGCCGCCAAAAGGAGGUGCCGCUUGCUAGCAUUCUCUUUCAACGAAGCGCCGCCCCAGAUCGCCCGUUCUACUCUGCUACAGACCCAAGAGAUCUCCUUUUUGGGCUCCUAGGUGUGAUUACAGAUGGAGAAAAACUGGGAUUGCGCAUAGACUACAAUCUGAGCUUCAUCGAAGUCUUCACCGCCAUCACAAGGGCGCUGGUUUACGACGGAGAUGAGUGCCGCGGACCGUUUCAUCUAGAUCUAUUCGUUCCGAGGCAUAAGAAUCCAGACAACCUACCAAGCUGGGUCCCUGAUUGGCGAGCUAUCGGACAGUAUGGUUUCCGUGUGUACCCCGUCAACUACAGCACUCCUUUCAACGCCACAAAGGGCAUACAACUGCCUUCACGCCCUCUAUGCUGCAGUAAUGACGAAAAGCCCGGUGUUCUUCGUCGCCCCGGGUGCCGCGUUGAUGUUAUCACGGAGGUCAUGGAGCCACCUCGGUGGAUCAAAUAUAACGAAUAUUACGCGUCAUACAUAGAAAAUGCCGAAGCUUGGCUCUCGUCUAUCGUUAAAUUUGCCAAGCUUGGGCCCGACGCAAGUCCAGGAGAGAACUAUGUGUGGCGAACCAUAUUGCUCGAUCGAGUUGACGGUGGCAAUGGCCACAUGAAACGCCGGUGGAAAUUCUCUGAUGGAGAGGUUGCGUCCCUAAUCUGCAAGAUCAUGCGCCAAGAAGCCAUUGAUGCUCAACUCUUGACCAGCGAUCAAGAACAAUUCGUCCGCGACGCAAUGGAUCGGAAGUCGGAUCCCGCUGCUCUUGAUGACAAGCUCGCGGAACUCAAAAGGGAGUGGCCAAAGUCAAUAGGAGCUAUGACUCGCGAGAGGACCCUAUUCAAGACUACGAAGAGUAUGUUUGGCCUGGGGCAUGUGGCUGUACGGGCUGGCGAUGUUGUGACCCUGCUCUGGGGACUAAAGUCGCCCAUUAUCUUGCGGCCACGGGACGAGAGUGAAGGGGGUGGCUACACGUUCGUGGGAGAUGCAUAUGUUGACGGGAUCAUGUAUGGAGAGUUCCUUGAGACUUUGCCAGCACAUGAGGAUUUUGAGAUUUAUUGAUCAUCGCGUUUACAUCGGGCUCUAUUGUUUUUCAAACAGUGUGAAUAUAAUGACAGUGUGAAUAUAAUGCCAUUGUGCGACUGGACUGGUACAUACGACCAUAGCUCUUAGAAAAUAC